AUGAUUAAGAGAAUUUCAUUUUGUUGUCCUUUCACAAAGAUCAAUGAGAGUGACAUCUGUAAUGGAAUCAACAGCUCUGAUCUGCAGCAUCACUUGGAUGUCGGACAUGUUCCCUGUUACUACAGCGUAUCGGAAUAUGCAUGUGCACAGCUCUCAGGAUUCAGUGCACACAAUCUCACCCAGCUCCUGGUGUGCAAGCUGUCCAGCAACAUGACUUACUCUAGGGAGACCUGGAAACUGCUCCUCACCAAAACCUCUGCAGUUCUGGAUGAAGCUCUCAUCAUGUUCUCCCACAUGGUCUCCAACAUGUCUCUCCCCAUCUUCAGACCCUCCGUAUCUCUCGUCUUGGAUGUCCUUGGUGAGAUUCGGCUGGACAGGCUCGAUCCCGAGUCCUGGAGCGACAUCGACUUCAUUUCCAUGGUGUUUGGUGACAGCCUGCGGCCGUUCUUGCCCUCCGCCUCUGGCAGUCUCCUGCACUGUGUCAGCAGCAAGAACCUCACAUGCAGGACGUAUCAACACAUAGUACAAGAGUUCAGCCUCCAGUUUGACCAUAUGGAUGAUAUGCAGAGGGGCACUGUGCUCCGAUUCUUCAUCUUCCCCUUCCUGAACAAAACACAGUCAGUGGGCGGGUGCAACACUAAUGACAGCGCUGAGUGGCUCAUGAACAGCUUCGGAGCGUUCUCAGCCGUGCCGAGCCUUGGGGAGCUUGUUGGGGCCAAUCCACACUUUUCUCCGCUGGCCGCACUGGCCCUCCUCUCCCCCCGACAGACUGCCGAGCUGAUGGCCGCGCCCCCACGCACACUUCCGGACACGGAGGAGGUCAUCAACCGCGUGUUCGACCACCUGCUGGAAGCUCCGGAGGAGAGGGGAUUCCCAGCAGUCCUUCACCAACUCGUCCUGCUCUCACAAGAGAUCCAGAUACCGUGUCCAUCCUAUCAAACAAUUUUCAGAAGGCUCUAUCAAGCCCGGCCAUCUUUGACACCUGAACUAGAAGCUGUUGUAUUUGACGCAAGCAGGAGGCUGAUGCCCUCAGUACCACAAGGUUGCCAGCUGCCUCUUCCAGCUUCAUGUCCCUCCACCCAUGUUAAUGAGACCAGAGUGUGUGCUGGCAUCAACAGUCAUCAGCUGCUGUCACACUUGGCUUCUGGAAGCAUUCCUUGCAACAUCAGUCUGGAGACAUUUGCCUGUGCGGAACUCUCACAGCUCUCAGGAUUCACUGCACAACACCUGGCCCAGCUCCUGGUGUGCAAGCUGUCCAGCAACAUGACUUACUCUAGGGAGACCUGGAAGCUGCUCCUCACCAAAACCUCUGCAGUUCUGGAUGAAGCUCUCAUCAUGGUCUCCCACGUGGUCUCCAACAAGUCACUGGCAAUUGGCGGUCCAUCCAUAACCAAUGUCCUGGACGUGCUCGGAGAGAUCCGAUUGGACAGGAUUGCCUCAGGGGAAUGGAGCAACAUGGACUUCAUCUCCGCACUGUUUGGUGACGGCCUGCGUCCAUUCUUAUCCUCCGCCUCAGGAAGCCUUCUGCAGUGUGUCAGCAGCAAGAACCUCACAUGUCAAACCUACCAGCACAUAGUGGGAGAGUUCAGUCAGCAGUUUGACCACAUCCCUGAGCCACGCAAGGAGGGCUUCGUCGACUUCUUCAUCAAAACGUUCCUGGCCAAAAACACCUCAGAUUCAGCGUGCAGGUCUAAUGACAGUGUGGGAUGGCUUCUCAACAACUUUGGCCGAUUCUCCGUCUUUGUGCCUCUCAAGGGUCUUCUCACACUUAAUAACCUCUUCGAUCCAGUGGCAGCCUUGGACUAUCUCUCCCCCAGACAGUUGGCUGAGCUGGUUGUUCUUCCUGACCUUCCCAACAGAGAUGAGGCCAUCCACAAAGUGUUUGACACCUUGACACAACCUCCGCGUGCCACAGACCUCCCUGAGUUCCUCCGCCAUCUUAUGAUGCUCUCUGAAGAGGUGAUGGUUCCAUGUGACUCAUAUAGAACCAUCUUUGGGAGGCUCUAUCUGGCCUUGUCAUCUGUUCCCGGCGAGACUGAGCCGCUGGUCUGGGCAGCCAUACGCAAACUGAUGCAGACCGCUCCAGCAGAUUGCAUGCCUGAAACUGGAAGGUGUCCUGUGAUCAUGGUAAACGAGACCAUGAUGUGUGCCGGAGUGAACAGCUCUGAACUACAGCACCAUCUAGAGACUGGAGCAGGAAUUGAAGUCCUUUGUGGCUUCAGUCUAGAGACUUUUGCCUGCACAGAACUGACAGGAUUCACUGCACAACACCUGGCCCAGCUCCUGGUGUGCAAGCUGUCCAGCAACAUGACUUACUCUAGGGAGACCUGGAAGCUGCUCCUCACCAAAACCUCUGCAGUUCUGGAUGAAGCUCUCAUCAUGUUCUCCCACAUGGUCUCAAACAAGUCUCUGUCUAUUAGCGGCCCCUCUGCGUCCGCGGCCCUGGAUGCUCUCAGGGAGAUACGGCUGGACAGGCUGACCCCUGAUCAGUGGCAGCAGGCUAACCUCACCACAGCUCUGUUCAAGGACAGCCUCGCGCCGCUCCUGCCCUCCGCCUCGCCAGACUUCCUGCGCUGCCUCGCCAAAGACCUCAGCUGUGGGACGUACCAGCACAUGGUGACUGUGUUCAGCCAUGGCUUCGAUCUCAUGGAUGAGGGACGCAGAGAGACUGUUCUGAACGAUUUCAUCAUGGUCUACCUGUCCAACACCUCAGCAUGCUUCUCCAAUGACAGUGUGGAAUGGCUGCAGAACAACCUCGGGCGAUUCUCAGGCCUUUUGAGCCUCGGUGACCUGUUCCAACUCAACGCACACUUCCGUCCACUGUCAGCACUGGAGUUCCUGUCUCCACGUCAGACGGCGGAGCUGAUGGUCCGUCGCUUCCCUGGCCUCCCGGGGCAGGUCGAGGUCAUCAACGUCGUCUUUGACCGCUUGACCUCAAAUGGACAGAAGCUUACGGAGGUCCUUCACCACCUGGUCGCACUCUCCAAACAGGUCAUGAUACCUUGCGACAGCUAUGAAGCCCUCUUUGAGAGGCUUUAUAAGGUCUUGCCCUACGAGCCUCGGAGAUCGAGCCUCUCAUUUGGGCCACGAUAGACGACCUGAUGCAAACAUCACCCAGAGACUGCCUGCCAGUGGACCUGACCUGUCCAAUCACACCAUUUAAUGACUCUCGAGUAUGUGAAG
Molecule: messenger RNA, 3183 nt
Organism: Clupea harengus (Atlantic herring)
Lineage: Eukaryota; Metazoa; Chordata; Actinopteri; Clupeiformes; Clupeidae
Gene: mslnb
Exons: 36
Coding region: 1-3093 (1030 amino acids)
Biological process (GO): cell-matrix adhesion
Cellular component (GO): cell surface
Source: RefSeq, a predicted model, not a curated record